Chara braunii is the source of this 1424-nucleotide messenger RNA. The record is from the annotation of a GenBank genome assembly. Lineage: Eukaryota; Viridiplantae; Streptophyta; Charophyceae; Charales; Characeae.
UCCGCAACCAAGGCAGCAGUUUUCCAGUUUUUGUCGUCGUGCACGACAAGCAGGUAUGGAACAGAACCGCAACCCAAGUCUGUCCGCGUCGGCCUUGUCGUCCCGCAUGGAAUCUGCGACCGCCGACCGGAGAUGUGCCGCCAUCGAUCUCGGCAGGUGGAGCAUGGCCAGGGGGGCGCAGCGCCGGUCCACGGGUCCCUUCUCUGCCCGGUGGUCUCCUCCCUUUGCCCACUUUCAAGGUACUUCCACAGUGGGCCGUCCGAAAUGUGUUCUCACCGCAAGGUCGGACACGUACACAAGCAUGCUGCAGCAGCGUGCUGAGGAGUCCUUCUCCUCCCUCAUGGGCCAGGCAGCAAGUGCCCAACCGCAAUCAGCGUUUCCGAGUGCUUUUCCCUCGUCGAUGGGGUGGGGGAUGCCGCAUGAGCAGCCCGACGUUCCACGUAUGCAGUGGUCGAUGUCCUUCAACGACUCGAUUACAGGUGGGAGAGUCGAUACGGGCGUCACGGGCGAAGAUGGUAGAGCGGCAAUGCAGACUUCCAACCUGGACGUCAACGUUCGCGGGCCGGCGGAGACGCAAAGAGGGGCAAUUGGUGGGGGAAGUGCCCCCCGCACUGCCCCAUCGCCCGAUGGCAUGGACUUCUCACCGCAGGCCAUGGAAGAUGGGGACAGUCGGCGCCCUCCACCAAUGCAGGAGCGCAGGACGUGUGGAGUGGAUCUGUGGAGGACAUUGCCGGGACGCAGGCAACAGCGGCCGGUGGUGGACAGGCAGUGCAGGGGAUGGCGACUGCAGGUACGGGGGAGACAGGAGAAGGCGAAUGCGGAAAUGCUUGCGGGAACUUUCGUCACUGCGUUGGAGGGGUUGAACAAGACGAUGGCCGAUGACAAUAGCGCCUUGCUCCAAUGCUUCACCAUGCUGACGGGGUCCUUGGCCGGAGGUGGACGUGGACCGGACAGGGGCGAGGAGAGUCAACCGCAUGAGCAACGAGAGCUGCAAGAUGAGGUUGACUGCCUUCAUGCACGGGUUCUGAUGUUGGAGCCUGGAGGGGGAGGUUCGCAAGGCCCAGGAGGGGCCCGGGGGCGAACGUUGUUGACGUCGAUGGACAGUCCAUCUUCUCUGAGCGGAGGGACUGUUGCUAGUGCUGUUGUGUCCUUCUGCCAGCAAGGAGCGGAAUCUGCAGUCUGCUCCCAUGGCCAGAGGAGAGUUGCCGGUGCGGCCGUUCAUGGACGACCAUGCUUGAAUCCGGGGAGAUCUCUGGAUACCAACCGCCGUGAGAUCGAUUGGAUCGCUGAACGUGUAUGUAGGACAGUCGGGGGGGAUGCGGACUCGUCCACCGGUGGCAUGGCGGGGGGGAAGUGGGAGAUGGCAUCGUCGUAGUCUGGCCUUUUUAAAAGGUCUGACGUGGUUGUUUUGGUUGCACUCUUCG